AUUGUUGUGUGUUUUUAUUCGUGGUUUUGCCCUGCUGCUUUCAUCUUCUUCCGUCCUUCCUUCCUGCCUGCCUGCCUGCCCAAUUAGAGUAGCAGUUGGUCGGAGAGGAGAUGACGUCACCUCAUGGGAUCGAACUUGCCGUACAUCUCAUCUCUACUUACUUCGGUGAUAUUGUCUCUAAAGUAUGUGAAUGUUUGCUGCGUAAAGGGACAUUAUCAUUAGCACAAGUGAGAAAAUAUACGGAGAUGAAGGAUGUGACUGUUAAAAAUGCAUUGCUUGUUUUAAUUCAACAUAAUUGUGUUCAAGCCUUCAAUCUUCAAGUCUCAGGUGGAUUUGGGGAAGCACCGAAGAUUGUGACUCAGUAUAUGGCACUGCAUGACAACAUCAUCCACCAUAUGAGGUUCCCCAAGUUUUUAGCUAUUGUGUUGGAUGAAUUCGGAAAAGAGUGCAUGGAGAUUAUUGAAGGAUUACUUCAACAUGGAAGUUUAUCUUUGAAACUGAUUACGGAUAGGUAUAAGGAUAAGCAUAAGGCUAAUGCGACAAGUGAAGAGAAUAGCACUGCUGCUAUUGUGUUACAUGAAAACUUCAAUAAACUUGCUCAUGCUCGCUAUAUCGAAAGAUGCCCUGCUCAUGAACCAUUUCUACCACCAGAGGAAGAUGCUCCUAAGAAAAGAACCGCUAGAUCUAGGAUGGGUGAUGGACCACUGACCGUUGAGGCACGUGCAUUAGCAGCUGCGGCUCCUAUGGAAUCAUUAAGAUUUUUAGUCGAAGUAGAUGCAUGUGGAAAUGGUGCCGCUGAUGAUGAUGAUGAUAGCAACAAAUGUCCUACUACAGGAAUUGUUGGAGAAAAGCGCAAGCAACCUGAAGCAGAAGUUUGGGCUACAAAUCAAAACAAAGAAAUACUUUGGCGUGUCAAUUUUGAGGAAUUUAUGCGACGUCUUCGUCAUAAGGCUUGUGUUUCCCACGUGACAACACGUCUAGAUAGUGUAGCUGGCAUUGUUCUUAGUGCAAUAUUUGAGGCAGGUAGAAAAGAAGAAACUAAAGUCAAAAUGGAAAAAACAGUUCCUCUUCCCUUGGAAACCGUCUUUGAAGAAGCAAUGAAGAGUGAAGAAGGUCGGAGUUUGACACUAGAGCGUGUUAGAGCUUCUCUUGUCCAAUUGGGCUGUGAACUCCCUACAAUCGGGAUAGACGAAACUUACAGCAUUGACUUGAAGAAAAUCAUUGAUCAGGCUCAAGCCCAGGAGGUUGAAUCCAUUGUGCUGAAAAAAUAUGGAAGGGAGGCUUAUAGGAUAUUCAGGUUACUAUUAGAACGUGAAAGGCUAUAUGAUACAGAUAAGAUAUCCAACACUACAUUCGUUGAAAAGAAAGAUGCACUGAAGAUUCUUUUUCAGCUAUGGAAAGAUGAUUUCUUGCACAUGGAGAGACUUGGAAAUGAUGCUGCUCAGAAGUCAGAAAUUUUGUUAUGGAAGUUAAAUAAACGUUCUCUUUGGGAACAAGUUUUAGAUGACAUGUAUCAUGCUGCUCUCAAUCUAAAACUCCGCCUUGUUCAUGAGCUUGAACAAGCGAAAGACAUUCUUCGGGUGCUUAAAGGGAAAACGGUAGGAGAUGAGGUGAUGCAAAAACGCAAGCGGGUUGGAGACAAAUGGAAGGUUCUCGAAUCGUCCCUUAUGAUUCUUGAUGAUGCUAUCUUGCUCUUUCAUGACUUUUAAUAAGAAGAAUAGAGUAGCCUGCUUCAUUAUGUGCUUCAUCAUCUUAAUGUUCAUUUGGUUUUGCAUGUUUCAGUGGAUUAUUUGCACACACGUGCUUCGGUAUUUAAGUAAAAAAACCACACUACUACACAUCGCUUCUGAUUAUGAAGUAUGAACUGGUAGUCCCAUUAUAAGCUCCGUUAGUAAAUUACCAUGUAAGUUAUCAUUGUAACGAAAUGUGAAGUUUUAUCAACUGUGUGCCAAUUAGGCUGAAGGGAGUGGGUCGAUGGAGCUUUUCAAAUCAAAGAAUUCGUCGAUUACAAGCCUUUUUUCAUAAAAA
Molecule: messenger RNA, 2028 nt
Organism: Erigeron canadensis
Lineage: Eukaryota; Viridiplantae; Streptophyta; Magnoliopsida; Asterales; Asteraceae
Product: DNA-directed RNA polymerase III subunit RPC3
Exons: 14
Coding region: 111-1709 (532 amino acids)
Biological process (GO): DNA-templated transcription
Cellular component (GO): RNA polymerase III complex
Molecular function (GO): single-stranded DNA binding
Source: RefSeq, a predicted model, not a curated record